GGUGGGUGGGUGGGAAAAAACACCAGAUACACAACUCUCAAACCCUAGGAAAGCUGCUCCAAGGGUAUUGAAGUCACACUAGAGGACAAACUGAAGCCAAGUCCAGAGGAAUUACAGUUUAACACGGAAAACUCCCUUACCUGAAAAAUCUGGUUGUAAAAAGUUACCGUCAAACUUUACAGGAUGGCGGAGGCGCAUCAGGCGGUGGGCUUCCAGUUCACUGUGACACCUGAUGGUAUCGACCUCCACUUAAGCCGUGAAGUCCUCAAACAUAUUUACCUGUCGGGGGUGACAUCAUGGAGAAAGCGCGCUAUUAGGUUCAAGAAUGGAGUUUUAACAGGUGUGUACCCUGCCAGUCCAUCCAGCUGGCUGAUUGUUGUGAUUGCCAUAAUGAGCACCCUGUAUACCCGGAUAGACCCCUCCCUGGGCAUGAUAGACAGCAUCAAGAGGACCUUGCCUGUCAGUGACUACAUGACGGUGCAGACCCAGACAGUGUUGAGUGCCAUCCUGUUUGCCACGGGUCUGUGGCUGUCACUUAUCUACCUACUGAGGUACUCUCUCAAAAUCCUGCUGUCCUACCAUGGAUGGAUCUUCGAGUCCCAUGGAAAGAUGAGCUUGACCACCAAAUUGUGGCUUAGCUUAGUAAAGAUGUUCUCAGGGCGCAGGCCUCUUCUCUACAGCUUCCAGGCCUCCUUACCUAGACUUCCAGUGCCCAGUGUAGAUGAUACCAUCAGCAGGUAUUUGGAGUCAGUUCGCCCCCUGCUGGAUGAUGAGCAGUACAACCAGAUGGAGAUCCUGGCAAAUGACUUUAAAAAGGACCAAGCACCCAAACUACAGAAAUACCUUGUACUCAAAUCCUGGUGGGCCACUAAUUAUGUGAGUGACUGGUGGGAGGAGUACAUCUAUCUUAGAGGCAGAAGUCCCAUCAUGGUCAACAGUAACUUCUAUGCCAUGGACCUCCUGUACAUCACACCCACACACAGGCAAGCAGCACGGGCAGGCAACGUGGUUCACGCUAUGCUGCAAUACCGACGCAAACUAGAGCGAGGAGAACAUGCACCAUUAAGGGCUCUCGGUAUUGUGCCCAUGUGUUCCUAUCAAUCGGAGAGAAUGUUUAACACCACGCGCAUCCCAGGCAUUGAAACAGACUUUGUCCAGCAUCUGAGCGACCGGAAGCAUCUGGUGGUGUACCACAAGGGCCGCUUCUUUAAGGUGUGGCUGUACCACGGGGGCCGGCACCUCUGGCCCAGUGAGCUGGAGACCCAGUUUCAGAAGAUCCUCAAUGAUCCCGCUGAACCACAGCCAGGGGAGCUCAAACUGGGAGCCCUCACAGCAGGAAACAGAGUUCCUUGGGCACGUGCACGUCUAAAGUACUUCGGGCAGGGUGUGAACAAAGCCUCGCUGGACGCCAUUGAGACGUCUGCCUUCUUUCUGACGCUUGACGACGAAGCGCAUGGUUACGACCCAGAAAAGUUGAAGUCUUUGGACUUGUAUGCCAAAUCCCUGCUGCAUGGGAAGUGCUACGACAGGUGGUUUGACAAAUCUUUUACCUUGGUCGCCUAUAAGAACGGCAAACUAGGUGUGAACGCAGAACAUUCUUGGGCUGAUGCACCGAUUGUAGGACACAUGUGGGAGUAUGUCUUAGCAACGGACUGCUUCCAUCUGGGCUACACAGAGGAGGGACACUGCAAGGGCGAUGUCAACAAGGGUCUGUCACCCCCAACCAAAUUACAGUGGGAAAUUCCACAAGAGUGCCAGGAGAUAAUUGAAGGCUCAUACAUGGUGGCCAAGGAGAUUGCUGACGAUGUGGACUUCCAUGGCUGUCUGUUUGAUGAGUUUGGCAAAGGCCUGAUUAAGAAAUGCAGGACCAGUCCUGAUGCCUUCAUCCAGCUAGCUCUGCAGCUGGCACAGUUCAGGGAUAAGGGGCGGUUCUGUCUGACAUACGAGGCCUCGAUGACUCGGAUGUUCCGAGAGGGUCGUACUGAGACAGUGCGUUCCUGUACCUCGGAGUCCACAACCUUUGUCAGAGCCAUGGAUGACAAGAGUGCCACGAGUACCAAGAGACUAGAACUGUUCCAGAAGGCAGCAGAAAAGCACCAAAACAUGUACCGUCUGGCCAUGACAGGAUCUGGUAUCGACCGGCACCUCUUCUGUCUGUACAUCAUGUCCAAGUAUCUAAGCAUUGACUCACCGUUCCUCAAACAGGUUCUGUCAGAGCCAUGGAGGUUAUCCACCAGUCAGACCCCUCAACAGCAGCUCAAUCUGGUUGACAUCAACAAGUUCCCAAGAUAUGUGGGUGCUGGAGGGGGUUUCGGCCCUGUCGCCGAUGAUGGAUAUGGUGUGUCUUAUAUCAUAGUGGGAGAAAACCUUGUCACAUUCCACAUCUCCAGCAAGUUGUCAAGCACUGAGACGGACUCGUAUCGCUUUGGACAGAACAUUCGACAGGCCAUGCUAGAUAUCCGUGCACUUUUUGACCAAAAUGACAAGAAGGCAAAGGAGAAGAAGAUGUGAAGGCUGUAGAGGACUUACGGUCACGAUAAAGGCCAGUGGGCACUCUGCUGAUGGCCUCUCCGCCAUGUUUUAUGCCGCAUUACUUGAGAAUUAUUCCCAAAUGAGAGGAACUCGAUUUCAUUUGAACUAAGCUUGCUUUUCAGAUAUGCAAGAGAACUCUGGUGUUGCAGUGGUAAUUGCAGUCUCUAUGUAUCAAUUAAAACAGAAGGGAUGAAAUAGAUGGCAUUUUAAAAGGUAGUUAUCACUGAAACUAUUUAUUUCAAGUGUGAUAGUAAAUGUAGUUAACCAUUGUGUGUAGCAACUGUUAAGUAAAAUUACAUUUUGAAAGCUGUCUGAUAUUUCAGUGUGGAAUGGAGUAUAAGGAUGAAUCAUCAACAGUUACAGUAAGUCAUACAGAUGCUGGUUAAAGAUCGUUUUUCUGUAACAUGUCCAAACGUAAAACUUUUUUAAAAACAAUGUUCAGCAUUGUGGUGCUUAAAACUGUUGUUUUGCCUGUGUAUUUAUGUACUUUGUUCACAAUAAAGUGUGUUCUAUAAAGUG
Osmerus eperlanus (European smelt) is the source of this 3051-nucleotide messenger RNA. RefSeq names its product carnitine palmitoyltransferase 1B (muscle) (gene cpt1b). Gene Ontology annotation, molecular function: carnitine O-palmitoyltransferase activity. Gene Ontology annotation, biological process: long-chain fatty acid transport; fatty acid metabolic process; carnitine metabolic process. Gene Ontology annotation, cellular component: mitochondrion. The coding region runs from base 184 to 2511 and encodes 775 amino acids. The transcript is spliced from 19 exons. The record is from RefSeq and is a predicted model, not a curated record. NCBI's taxonomy places the organism in Eukaryota, Metazoa, Chordata, Actinopteri, Osmeriformes, Osmeridae.